AUGGCCGUUGCUCCGGAAAAAGGGCCUGAAAAAUUGGAUACAGAAGGGAAGGCCGAGGGUGGUGUUGAGGAGCACGAUUCAAUGCUCCCCCUACACCACCCCUCCAAGAAGACUGGCGGACCCGAAAUUCAUCUGCUUGGCGUCAAUUUAACCAAUUCACCAAAAUGGUUGCAGUUUGUGCUCCUCAGCCUCGCCAUUUUCGUGUUCUACCUAGGAUAUGGAUACAUGCAGGAGUUGAUCUUCCGGUUGGACGGGAUGAAGCCAUUCGGCUGGUACCUAACGUUGCUCCAAUUUGUCAUCUACAGCGGGUGUGGCUACGGCGAAGGGCUGAUGUGGCAUGAUUCAAGAAGGAGAAUGCCGCUGAAAAUCUACGCGUUUCUUGCUUUCUUGACGAUGGCAACAAUGGGUUUAUCAAAUGCUUCCGUUGGGUAUCUGAACUAUCCAACCCAGGUGAUCUUCAAAUGCUGCAAAUUGAUCCCCGUGUUGAUUGGUGGUAUCCUGAUCCAGGGUAAACGAUAUGGGCUGAUUGACGUUUCGGCAGCAAUUUUGAUGAGUAUUGGCUUGAUUAUGUUUACGCUUGCCGACAGCCGGGUCGCUCCUGUUUUCGAGCUACGCGGAUACCGGUGCCUUACUUGCGGAUGCUGUCAUUGGAAAUGUGCAAGAGAAAAAGAUGAAGCAGUUUUAUACUCCUAUUCAAUCGGGGCCAUUUACAUCUUCGCCUAUACUGUGAUCACCGGGGAAUUCUUCUCGGCAUUUGCUUUUUUCUUGAAGCAUCCCUAUGAGACGUAUGGCUAUGGCAUCAUUUUUGGCUUGCUUGGUUAUUUGGGAGUGAAUGUGGUUUUGACCCUGAUCAAGGUUUCUGGUGCUCUUGUCGCUGUCACCGUCACGACUCUACGGAAAGCGCUAACAAUUAUGCUGUCAUUUAUCCUAUUCGCCAAACCUUUUACAGCCGAUUAUAUCUGGGCUGGAAUGGUCAUCUUGCUCGCGAUUUAUUUAAAUUUGUAUAGCAAGAACAAAACCUCCUGGGAUGCAGCUUUUGGUCGAAUCAUCAGACGAUACAUCCGGAAUCAAAAGCACGCCGAUAUUAACAUGGUG
Molecule: messenger RNA, 1095 nt
Organism: Mesorhabditis spiculigera
Lineage: Eukaryota; Metazoa; Nematoda; Chromadorea; Rhabditida; Rhabditidae
Source: the annotation of a GenBank genome assembly